Messenger RNA from Ictalurus furcatus (blue catfish), 4129 nucleotides. It is a transcript of the gene klhdc10, whose product is annotated as kelch domain containing 10. The coding region runs from base 175 to 1428 and encodes 417 amino acids. Gene Ontology annotation, molecular function: protein binding. The record is from RefSeq and is a predicted model, not a curated record. Gene Ontology annotation, biological process: positive regulation of stress-activated MAPK cascade. The transcript is spliced from 10 exons. NCBI's taxonomy places the organism in Eukaryota, Metazoa, Chordata, Actinopteri, Siluriformes, Ictaluridae.
GGGAGAAAUGAAGAAUAGUUUCUGCCUUCACAGUCAAGCCGCAGCGGAUGGAGCUACGUCCGUGAAGAAUAGGACGCGUUUUUUGUUUAAAAUGCGUUGUUUUGCACGUAAAGAAAGUGCGUUUUAUGUUUUAACUACAAACUAUUCCAUGAUUUGAUUUCGUCCUUGCCAAAUAUGUCGGCCGUGGAGGAUGCACAGAGCCCGGAGCAGCUGAAUAAAUUUGAGAAACUGUCAGGGAGUCCUCCGUUCCGAGUGGCAGGCUCUAAGAAGAAAGCUCGCUGGCUUCAGGCUCGACGAAUCCUCGCUCAACCUUGCUCCAGCCUGCGGAUCCCUAACAGGUUUUUAAGAGAAGGUCUCAGAGCCCCCCCGGCACGGAGUGGACACCGCUGCGUCGCCGACAACACCAAUUUAUACGUGUUCGGUGGCUACAACCCGGAUUUCGAUGAGUCGGGCGGCUCGGAGAACGAGGAUUACCCUCUUUUCAGGGAGCUCUGGAGGUAUCACUUUGCAACAGGGACGUGGCAACAGAUCCGCACAGAGGGCUAUAUGCCUACAGAGUUGGCCUCCAUGUCAGCUGUUUUGCACGGUAACAACCUGCUUGUGUUUGGCGGCACUGGAAUCCCGUUUGGAGAAAACAACGGGAACGACGUUCACGUAUGCAACGUCAAAUACAAGAGGUGGUCGCUGCUGAACUGCAGAGGGAAGAAACCCAACCGAAUAUAUGGACAGGCAAUGGCCAUCAUAAAUGGCUUCCUGUAUGUGUUUGGAGGAACGACAGGCUACAUUUACAGCACAGAUCUGCACAGACUGGACCUCACCACACGCGAGUGGAUUCACCUCAAACCGUACAACCCUCCGGACGAACUGCCUGAGGAGCGAUACCGACAUGAGAUCGCACAUGACGGACAGAGGAUAUACAUCCUAGGAGGAGGAACCUCUUGGACAUCCUACCCUUUAGACAAGAUUCAUGCAUACAAUCAUGAAACAAAUUGGUGGGAGGAGAUCACAACGAAGCCCCAUGAAAGAAUAGGAUACCCAGCUCCCAGGAGAUGUCAUAGUUGUGUCCAGAUAAAAAAUGAUGUAUUUAUAUGUGGAGGUUAUAACGGCGAGUUGAUCCUGGACGAUUUGUGGAAGAUCAACCUGCAGACGUUCCAGUGGACUAAACUACCUGCGGUGAUGCCCGAGCCGGCGUAUUUCCACUGUGCUGCUGUCACACCGGCCGGCUGUAUGUACAUCCACGGAGGCGUGGUGAACAUCCACGAGAACAAGAGGACUGGCUCUCUGUUUAAGAUCUGGCUGGUGGUACCGAGCCUGCUGGAGCUCUGCUGGGAAAAACUGCUCAAAUCUUUCCCUCAUCUGGCUCAGCUCUCGACAUUGCAGCUACUUAACCUGGGCCUCACACAGGAACUCAUCGAACGCUUAAAAUGAGGACUAGCGGCCGUCGCGCGGUCGAUUUUUGGAACCAGAGGACGGACGACACACUUGAGCCAGUGUCUGAAGAUAAGGAAUAUGUCCUUAUGAUGUAGCCUGCCUUAAAACCAAAAACAGUGGGAUGGCCGCUGCCUUUUCAUGUCGUCCUUUUUUCUUUUUUCUUUUUUUAAUUAUUUAAAAAGAUCAAGUAGAAAGUGGUCUUUCAGGUUCUCCGUCUCGACUCUCCGUUACUUUUGACCUACGCUGACUGCGGAUGGGAUGAACUCUGAUUGCCUUCGGAUACACGAGAGAUGCAGCUCAAGGAAGGUUUUUAUUUCUGCUGUAACUAAAGCUAAAGAAAGACAACGUCUCACUGAACAUGUGCAAUGCCAAACUGGAUUGUGUAGCAUAGCGGAUAAUUACUAUGCUGAUUAGGCUUACGUGAAAUAUUGUUCAGCAAUCACACAAACACUGCUUUGAAAUCCAUCCUUUUUUUUCCCCUUGCGUUAAUUUAUUUCUACACGCACAUCAUAUCGUCCUUGGGAAUUUCCUCGUAUUCCUUGUAUUUUCCGUUCAUUUGUCUCGUCUGAAUCUUUAUUCACUGUGAAUAAGGUGCUCUUUAAUUUACUUUUAAAGCUUUUAAUAAUAAUAAAACACUUUUUUUUCUUCUUCUUCUCUCUGCCAAAACUGCACUCCCCUUAUACAGCCUCUUAAAUUAUGUCAUUAGAUAGUUAAACUGAUUCAGUGCCUUGUCAAGAGAGAACUAAAAUGUGCUAUAUUUAAUUCUCGAAAGUGUCGAUAAUAUCAUUUCAGCACUUUAUGUUUUCAGCAUUGAAUGCUUUCAAAAUUUUUUAAAUGCUCCGAUACCACAUGAUGCUGUGGGAGUGAUUGGACGACACUAAAUAAGCGUGAUCUGGAUGUAUUUCAUACUUAAUUAUCAAAGCAUGCUGCUCUGCUCUUCACAAUAUCAAGAGGAGGAACCACAGCGUCUUCCUACUAUACAAGUCACCUUAUGUUUAAACAUCUUAUGGUGUUUAAACUGUAUUGGUGGGCAUGGUCAUUAAAUAUAAGUGCAAAGGGUAGUUGUGGAGGAAAAAGGAGAGAGAGCACUGCACUUCAGCAAGCACUUCUCAAAGAUAAAAACUGAGCGAAAUAAAUGUUCCAUCACAUCCCUGAUUAAUUGUUCAGUACUUAAUCAGUUCAGUGUGAAGAUCAGGAUCAGUAUGGAGGAGUAGCAAACAGCAUGCACUCAUACAAGAAAUGUUAUCGAUGCAUCUCUAAUCAUCAUUUCAUUUAGUAAUAUGUUUAAAUAGGCAAAUACGUCAACUAGUUUGAUAUUAAGCUCUACACGUAGAACCGGAGCCUAAGAUUGUACGUUAAUUUAGACUCUGUUGCCUUUAAUACUUACUUUUCAAUGCUGAAGUAAUUAGGCACUUAUUGACAAUAACUACUAUUUGUACUGUCAGUCUUUACUUAGCGCUAGGAGUGUAUCAGGGCCACACAUGCCUAAAAUAUUUGCUCCUCCCACCUUUUUGUUUGCCCCUUUUAUUUUUCUCUGCAUGACUGAUGAAUGUCAUGUGAAUUGUGAAGGGCCCCACUGGGUUCUGCUCCCUGAUGAUGUGGUUUUAAGGCAGUUAUUGAAUACCUGUAUUUGUGUUCAUUAUAGGAAAUCAAUAAAAUUUAUUGACUGAAUAAGUUGUGCUGUUUUGGCCAAAGGCUGGAGGGCUCUAAGGGACAAUUUUUUUAUUUAUUUUAUAAUGUGUUAGCCUAACGCUUACUGUAGGCACUAGCUAGCUACUUAGUCACUAACUUUUUUUUCCAUGUCAGUUACAGAAACAAGAACACUGGUCAAACUGAUUAAAGCUUUUUUUUAAAUUUUUUUUUGUUAGUUAGAUUUAUAUAGCGCUUUUCAUAUUACUGGGGGUCUCCUCAAGCACCACUAGUGUGUAGCAUCCACCUGGAUGAUUGCUCCAGAACACCCACCACACACCAGCUAUUAGUGGAGAGGAGAGAAGAGAGUGAUGUAGCCAGUUCAGAGAUGGGAAUUAUUAGGGAGCCGUGAUAGAGAAGGAUCAAUGGAGGAAUUUCACCAGGACCCCGGGGUUAUACCCCGACUCUUUAACCCGACUAUCCCCUACUGGGAUUUUUAAUAACCACAGAGAGUCAGGACCUCGGUUUAACGUCUCAUCUGAAAGACAGUGCUAUUUUUACAGUAUAGUGUCCCAGUCACUCUACUGAGGCAUUUGAGCACCCCCUGCUGGCCUCACUCAUACCACUUCCAGCAGCAACCUUAGCUUUCCCCAGGAGUUCUCCCGUCCAGGUGCUGCAAAGCUAGUAAAUUAGUAUUAAAUUCAUACAUUAAAUUCAGUUUUCAAGGUCUGUGCUUCUGGGUUUUUUUCCCUUUUUGUGCACCUGCUAGAUAUGAACAGUUCAUGAGCUGCCACUUUUUCAUGAGCUGCCAUUAGUUAAAAGUUAUGUGAAUUUUACUUAAAAAAGUGCAGUUUCUAUUCUUUUCACACCACAAGAGGGCGCCCUGCGUCUGUCUGAUAUAUAAAUCUUUUCCUCAACCGAUGGUAUGGUUUGUGGGGUUGUUUUGUUUUUUUGCAUAGCGAUUUAAAAACAAUAGAAUAGGGCCCCCUGGUGGUCCAGAGGCCCUAAGUGACCACUUAUAGCCAGAUACAGCACAUAAUCCGCACUGCAAAGAGUCUCCGUUGUCAGC